This is a messenger RNA of Chara braunii, 2670 nucleotides long. NCBI's taxonomy places the organism in Eukaryota, Viridiplantae, Streptophyta, Charophyceae, Charales, Characeae. The record is from the annotation of a GenBank genome assembly.
CCGACCAUCUGUUCAUCAGCACUCUGUUCAUCAACACCAAGGGAGGAUGUCAGAUCUGGCUCAGCCACAUGGCAACCAUCCACGGCGUCCAGGUUUCAAACCUGUACAAGAAGGUCUCCUGGGAGGAUAUGACAAAGGAAUGGAAGAAGCGGUUCAUCGUCGACGACGCCCCGACACUCAUCGUCAACCGCAUCUUCACGAUGACUCAAGGGAGCACACCGACACGUGACUGGCUCACGGAUUGGCAGAAGAUCGUGGCCACGCCCGAUCUGGACUUACCAUUUCCGCAUCUGCACCGUGAGUUCUACAACAGGUCAUGCGCCGCUCUCAGCCUCGCACUGGGUGAUCGCGAGCAAUACAAUACUUUCGCAGAGAUCAUCAACAAGGCGAGAGAGAUCAUCAAGACCAACAUGGCGGCUGCACACGAGAAGUCAACGUGGCAACCAAACUAUGUGGAGAAGGUAAGAACUGGUCCACAACAGCAGCAGUUCGCUGCAGUCCAAUCGGACAACACUGUGGAAGACCCGACAGCCACCCAAGAGUCACGUGAGGGAGAUCAGGUGGCUGAUGUCCAGCCGCGAAGCAACAUCAAGUCCCGAGGAAACGGGAAGGCGAAAUCAGCAUCACCGGCUGGAAAUGGACAGCCUGCACCACCAUGGGUCAAGUUCGGCUUGACCGAGGCCGAGUACAAGUACCGCGGCCGUUACGACUGCUGUUAUUGGUGCAACAACACCAAGCACAAGACCUCCGUUUGCCAGGAUCAGGCCAAGGAGGAUGUGCGGCCUCAUUCGGCCGCCUUGCUAGCGGCCUCCUACACAUCUGGGGAGGAUGCGAAUGUCGGAAGUUCUCGGUAUGCUUACGAGGACUAUGCUGUCCACGUGGUCCCACCGCUGGACCCACCGCUCCACGUGCAACUAUCUACCGCAUGCACAGUUUCAUCACCAUCGGCAACCGAUUCGGCAGCUUCGCCGCAAUCUAUUGCCAGGGAUUCGACAUCAUGGUCAAGACUUGAAGAGCUUGACCCGUUGACGUUCACGGACUUCCAGUGGAUGCCCGUUCCCCCGACCGGUCGAUUGCCGAAACCGCAUUGCAACGUGCUCAUGGCACAAUUGCGGGAUUACUUGCACACUGCAGUACCGACUCCGUUGAUGGACGCCGGAGCAGAGGUUGUCGACCUUCACGCCUGCAUUGCGAAGAUCGACCGCGAGUUCAAGACGCAACGGAAGUCCCAGCCCACGCAAGUCACGCUGGCGGACAGUCACACGCACAAGUCAAUCGACCGGUGCAUUGAUGACGUCCCAGUGUACUUUGCCCCUCACACAAGUGAGGCGGUGUCCUUUGACAUUCUGAACACCAAAUUCGACAUGAUCUUGGGCAUGUCAUGUCUGCGAAGCGAGGAUCACCCGGUGAACUUCUACCGCCACACCGUUCACGUUCGUGAUCGGAACGGAGUACUAGUCCUAUGCACGGUAGCUCCUCCUCACCCUUCAAUCAGCUGUCACGUGGUGUCCGCCGCAAGCAUGCGAGCUUCCAUCAUCAGAGACUACAUCGAGGAGAUGGGGGUGUGUUUUCUCCACGCCCUCCCGCCCCAUGACGCUUCAUCGACGGACUCAUCUUCGGAUCCACGCAUCACCGAUCUUCUCGACCCCUACAGCGACGUGUUCGAAGGCCCGCACGGAGUAGUACCGGAUCGACCCAUCCGCCACGAGAUCAUCCUCGAGGACGGGGCCGUACCUCCGCGUGGUUGCAUCUACCGAAUGAGCGAGGAAGAGUUAAGUGUGCUUCGGGCACAACUCGACGACCUUCUGGAGAAAGGCUGGAUUCGGCCUAGCUCAUCGCCAUACGGUGCUCCUGUUAUCUUCGUCUGGAAGAAGAAUAAGGAUUUGCGGUUGUGCAUCGAUUAUCGCAAGCUCAACGCGCAGACAAUCAGAAACGUCGGCCCUCUCCCACGCAUCGACGAUCUUCUCGAGCGACUGGGCGACGCCAAGUUCUUCUCCAAGUUCGAUCUCAAGUCGGGAUAUCACCAACUCGAGAUUCGGCAGGAGGAUCGCUACAAAACCGCGUUUAAGACGCGAUAUGGGCAUUUCGAAUGGCUGGUUAUGCCAUUUGGCCUUACGAAUGCCCCGACCACUUUUCAAGCGGCUAUGAUAACGGAGUUCCGACACAUGCUGGAUCAAUACGUACUUAUCUACCUCGACGACAUCCUGGUGUACAGCCGGAGUUUGGAGGAGCAUGUGGAACACCUGCGCACCGUUUUGGAGCGGCUACGACAAGCCAAGUACAAAGCCAACCGCGACAAGUGCGAAUUUGCGCGGCAGGAGCUGGAGUACUUGGGACAUUAUGUGACGCCGCAAGGCAUCCGUCCGCUUGCGGACAAGAUCAAGGCCCUACGAGUAUGGCCCGAGCCCACCAACACCACGGACGUUCGUUCCUUCAUGGGAUUGGGGGGUUACUAUCAGCGAUUCAUCACCGGAUACUCGAGGAUUGCUGCACCUAUGACGAGAUUACAAUCGCCAAAGGUGCCAUUCGUAUUCGAUGACGACGCACGCCGGUCAUUCGAAGCACUUAAGACGGCUAUGCUCAUGGCACCCGUCCUUAGCACUCUCGCGAAGACCUGACCUUUGCGCUAUGACACAUCAUGCCUUCGCAUUCGACGAGGAGCUUCAGCGA